AAGAAAUAACAUUAAAAUGCGCUUGGCUACAUUUUAUCAAAUAAUUGCGGUUUUAAUAAUUUCAAAAAUAAAUGGAAUCUAUACUAGUGGUAAAAUGUAUACCACAGCAACUAAUAAACAGUACUUUAUAAAUCCAGAUCAAAAGUAUACUUGGUUCGAUGGUCUUAGUGAAUGUUUAAAAAUGAACAUGACUUUGGUCUCAAUUGAAACACAACCGAAAUCGGAGGAAAUAAAUACUCUAGUAAAAAGUAUUUUUAAAAAAAAUAUUAUUCUCUGGGUUGGAGGGAUUUUAACCCAUUACCCCGAUUCACGCAACUAUAUAUGGAUAAAUACAGGAGAAAAAUUCACUUAUACAUUUUGGAAAUAUCUAAAUCCAGAUUUUUCUCUCAACAAUGAGUAUUGUAUACAAAUCGGUUCCGCCUCAGAUAUGGAAUGGAAUGAUAAUGUAUGUGCAGUUAAAUACGGUUUCAUAUGUGAAUAUGACGAAAAAAGCCUAAGGGCUGAACAAUAUAAAUUAGAAAUGGAAAGAAAUCUCCAGAAAUGUCAACAAGAUUUAAAGGAACAGAUUAUCCUUAAAGAUACUCAUAAAAUGGUGUCUGAAGAACUAAAAAAUUUACGGGAUCUGCAGAAACAUCAACUAGAAUUGGGGGAACAAUUGCAGAAGGAAACUAGAAAAUUAUAUGAAGCUUUGCAAAAACAACAAGAAUGGCAGAAUUUUAUUGCAAAACAAUUACAAACCCUAGAACCGGAGGAAAAUCAAGAAAAUGAAAAUAAAAAUCGAAAAUAUCGGGACAUUAGUUUUCAAUUUAAUCAAAAUACUUAUCAAUUGUCGAAUGGACAAUUUCGGGAAAAUAGCAAUAAUUAAAGAAAAGAAAAAAUCUGAAGUAUAUAUUUUCAUAGUAUCAAAUUGUAAAUCAUUUUGUGAAGUAGUUCAACAUUUUUUUCUUGGACCAGCACUCAGGGGAUGACUCAUACGCAUGCAGUGCUUUGUGCUGGAACUGGGAAAAUGAGUUGUGAAAGGGAGGAGGUAGAUGUAGUAGUAUUUGUGGUCAUUUAAUUUAAAUCGUUUCACAUCGAAAAUAACGGGGAAUGCUUCUGUAGGAAGUUCGUUGCACAUACGAGUAGUGCGGCUGAAGAAUGAAUUUCCCCAUUAUAGUAUCGGUAGAACAGUGUUAUACAUCCCAUGUUGCAUCGGUGCUCCAGAGAAUCAAUAUAAUUUUAGCCUAUUGUCACCGAUAAGUGUUUUCGAGCUCUCUUGUACGAGGUCGAGUAGCUCCAAAAUAGAUUUCCAAGCUCCGGCCUUUUUUCGACACUUAAAAAAUGU
Messenger RNA from Lucilia cuprina (Australian sheep blowfly), 1324 nucleotides. RefSeq names its product lectin subunit alpha-like. Gene Ontology annotation, cellular component: external side of plasma membrane. The coding region runs from base 17 to 865 and encodes 282 amino acids. Gene Ontology annotation, molecular function: carbohydrate binding. The transcript has 2 exons. The record is from RefSeq and is a predicted model, not a curated record. Gene Ontology annotation, biological process: biological process involved in interspecies interaction between organisms. NCBI's taxonomy places the organism in Eukaryota, Metazoa, Arthropoda, Insecta, Diptera, Calliphoridae.